Molecule: messenger RNA, 375 nt
Organism: Chondrus crispus (carragheen)
Lineage: Eukaryota; Rhodophyta; Florideophyceae; Gigartinales; Gigartinaceae
Source: the annotation of a RefSeq genome assembly
AUGCCAACAAUUCAACAAUUAGUAAGAUCUGAAAGAAAAAAAUCUGAGAAAAAAACUAAAUCUCCUGCAUUAAAAGCUUGCCCACAAAGAAGGGGUGUAUGUACUAGGGUUUAUACAACUACACCUAAAAAACCAAAUUCUGCUUUACGCAAAGUAGCUAGAGUGAGAUUGACUUCUGGGUUUGAAGUUACAGCAUAUAUACCCGGUAUAGGCCAUAAUAUUCAAGAACAUUCAGUUGUUUUAAUUAGGGGUGGUCGUGUUAAAGAUUUACCUGGUGUAAGAUAUCAUGUAAUACGAGGUACUUUAGAUUCUGCUGGAGUUAAAGACAGAAAGAAUAGUCGCUCAAAAUAUGGAACUAAAAAACCAAAAAUGUAA